UAAUCUGCAACAAUCUGUGGCUGUUUGGAGUUUUCUCCUAACAUGGUGUUCAGCCUGAGGCACUAAUGACCCCUCAUACAUCAGAGACCACUGCACCACAGCACACACUCAGACCCUCAUCUCCAUCAGCUCCCUCCCUCUCGUGCUGCUCCAUCUUCUCUGCACGGCUGAGCUCAGACUGCACAGCAGGAAUCAUCUCCUGCUCAUCGGAUCAGUAAGAGGAUGGAGCUCCACUGCCGAACGCCGGCCGUCCUGCUGCUUCUCCUGGUACCAGGCUGUCUUUGUGCCCAUGGACGCUUCGCCCAAAAGCUUCUGAACGACCUUUUUUCCAACUACACCAACGCUCUGCGGCCAGUGGAGGACACGGACCACAUCAUCAAUGUAACACUGCAGAUCACCCUGUCCCAGAUCAUCGACAUGGAUGAACGGAACCAGAUCCUGACCACCUACCUGUGGGUCCGCCAGGUGUGGAUGGAUGCCUUCCUUAUCUGGAGGAAGGAGGACUAUGACGGCCUGGACACCAUCCGGAUCCCUAGCAGCUAUGUUUGGAGGCCUGACAUCGUCCUGUACAACAGUGCAGACGAUGAGUUCUCCAGCUCCAUGGAGACCAACGUUGUCCUCCGUAAUGAUGGACAGGUGAUGUGGGACCAACCGGCCAUCACUAAGAGCUCCUGUUCUGUAGAUGUGGCCUUCUUCCCUUUUGAUGUGCAGGAAUGUCACCUAACCUUCGGCUCCUGGACUCAUAAUGGUAACCAGAUGGACCUUUUCAACGCCUUGGACAGCGCAGAUCUGGCUGACUUUGUCCCCAAUGUAGAGUGGGAGGUUCUGGGCAUGCCAGCUAAGAAGAACGUCAUCCUGUAUGGCUGCUGCUCAGACCCGUACCCAGACAUCACCUUCACGCUCCACCUGAAGAGACGCGCCUCCUUCUACAUCUUCAACCUUCUCAUCCCCUGCAUGAUGAUCUCCUUCCUAGCUCCGCUGGGCUUCUACCUGCCGGCAGACUCUGGAGAAAAGGUUUCUCUUGGUGUGACGGUGCUGCUGGCCCUCACGGUGUUCCAGCUGCUGGUGGCCGAGAGCAUGCCACCGUCUGAGAGCGUCCCACUCAUCGGAAAGUACUACAUAGCCACCAUGAUGAUGGUCACUGCAUCCACAGCUCUCACCAUCUUCAUCAUGAACAUCCACCACUGUGGUCCUGAGGCCCGCCCUGUCCCAAAAUGGGCCGAAUGCUUCAUCCUGAAAUACCUGGCUAGGAUCUGCUUCGUCAAUGAGGUCAGAAAAAGCUGCCUUGGAGGGAGUUCAUCCAAAAAACAACCGUUAUCCCAGGAGGAGUCCGACAACCAGUCCUCCGGUGGAGGCAGAGGAGCAAACUGGGAUGUUAAUGGUGAAGCCUGGGAAGGGAGGGUGGACGAAGAGAGGAUGGGGGAAUCUGUGAGGAUGGAGCAGGAUGUGACUAAGCAGACCGUCUGGAAGGAGGAUCUGUUUGUCACCAUCGACCACUCUGAGGAGAAGGGAGCAGCUGGGAAGAAGGAGGAGGAAGAGGAGGAGUCAAAGAGCGAUGGUGAGGGAAGAAGGGGAGCCUAUGUUGAGGAGAAGAAAGGCGUUGGAGGUGCAAUUGGGGAGAACCGAAGGGAAUUCUUGGUGAGAACCAAAUGUGUGUGCCAGCACCAGCGAUUGCUCAAGAGUGUCGAGUACAUCGCCAACUCGUACCAGGACCAGCGAAUGGCCCAGGUCCUCAUCGCAGAGUGGAGGAAGGUUGCCAAGGUGAUGGAUCGUUUCUUCAUGUGGCUCUUCUUCAUCAUGUUCUUCUUUAUGAGCAUCCUGAUCCUGGGAAAAGCUAUCUGAUGGAUCUGUGUGAAACAUCUGGAGGUAGCCACCAUGACUUCAUGAAGAAACAGCAAAGAGACACUAAUAAUUUCAAAUGUAACUUUUUCUUCAGCAAGUUCAUGUUUCUCACUUUUGCAUUUGAUAAACUUUGAAGUUUUCACAGCUUCAUAAAACUUAAAGAAGUUGUUCUGCUUCCUGCUUCAACUGAAGAAUCGUCUUUCUAACCAAACCUUGUUGAUUAGAUGUUUGAAGUCAAAUAGAGCCAAACUAAAGACUUCAAUACAUCUACAGGAAGGAACCCGAUCCCAGAACGUUCCUGAGAUGAUGUUUUUAGGAAUGUGAAGAAUUAAUUCAGAGUAACUGAGUGAAACAUUUAAAGCAAUAAUCUGUAAAAGUUUCACUUUAUAAACUUAAAAUAAUGUUCAGGAAGACCAGGAAGCUCAAGCAGGCAGAUGAUAGUUGGGUGUGGUUCACUGAAGCUGAACCCAGGCCUCGCUGCAGAGGAACUCUGGGCUGUGAGAAGAUUCAGAUCUUCCUCCUAGUAACACAGCUCAGUGUAAAAAGCUCACAUCAAGCAGAGUUUUUCCUUCUGUUGUGUUUAUUAUGUUUCUUCCGGUCUCUAAAUCACAAACCUGUCACUGAAACAAACCACCAGUUCAUCUGAAGAUUUGUGUCUUUAUUUAGGAACUAAAAUCUUCUUAAUUUUGGACCGGAGUUGGUUCUGAUGGUUAAUGAUAAUUCACCUAAUAUUUUGUCCACUUUAUAAACCACCACACUGCAUGAGUCAGUCACUGUUCACUAAACAUAAUAACUCAUCUGUGGCUGUAUCCAUUACUAUAAUAAAUAAUCUUUAUAAUUA
Molecule: messenger RNA, 2683 nt
Organism: Girardinichthys multiradiatus
Lineage: Eukaryota; Metazoa; Chordata; Actinopteri; Cyprinodontiformes; Goodeidae
Product: neuronal acetylcholine receptor subunit alpha-10-like
Exons: 6
Coding region: 223-1842 (539 amino acids)
Biological process (GO): nervous system process; monoatomic ion transmembrane transport; regulation of membrane potential
Cellular component (GO): postsynaptic membrane; synapse; neuron projection
Molecular function (GO): transmembrane signaling receptor activity; acetylcholine-gated monoatomic cation-selective channel activity
Source: RefSeq, a predicted model, not a curated record